Amoebophrya sp. A25 is the source of this 3581-nucleotide messenger RNA. Lineage: Eukaryota; Dinophyceae; Syndiniales; Amoebophryaceae. The record is from the annotation of a GenBank genome assembly.
CCUCGAGCGACCACAGACGAUGUAUGAAAACAAAUGUUGCGAUAUAAGAAAUUCUACAACGCUCUUGGUGAUCAACGAGAAUGGCUUACGGAAAAGGAAAAGAGCACGUUAAAAAUAUGCUGGAUUUGAAGUCGCUUAACGAGAAUGGCUUAAGGAAAUGAGCACGUUUUCACUAAGUUUCUGUGUAUCGGCUGAAGUGCGCUUUCUUACUUCAAGUAGUGAAUACUGUUCGAGAUGAUGGGACUUUUCAGAAAUCGAAUAAUAAUCAAUUCUAUUGGACUGGGGAAGCUUGGCCCAGAAACUGUGAACUAAGCGCGAGCAUGGUUGAGCUAAGGAUUGAGAAUCACUUAGGGAAGAGAGCACGUUCUUGAUAGGCUAAAUCGCUAACGCAACACGCGCACCCUCUGGAUGUGACGAUCCCAUUUUUGCCAGAGUCGUGACAAUAUUCAAGUAAGGAGUUGGAUUGUCGCAGUUGUACAGCAUCGGGCACGCAAAUAUUUAUCGAGUACAACAUCGGAACCAACCGGCGGCGAGCUGUGAACUGUACUACCCGUCGAGUGGACGAGAAGCGCCGACCUCCUUGGCGUUUUGACAUGGCAAGGACAAGGCUUGGAUAGCCUACUGUGUGCCAAACUUUCUGCGGCGCGUCAACAAAGCCACAUCUUCUAGCAGCUCCUGAGGAAGAGCAUGAUACCAAGUCGUGCGUACACAACGCAGCACGACUAGUACAAGAAGAGCAAGAUGACAGCAGCUUCUUCUUCAUCUACACAUCUCUCUUCUGACUGGGGAGCUCGGUUGGAGGUCGUGCAGAAGGUGAGGAAGGAUAGUCAGCGUCUCAGAGAUCGCGCGGAGAGUAACUUUCAGGAGCAAUUACGUCUCAAAGAUGCGGAAAUAUCGGAUCUGGUACAUCAGAAUAAUUAUGACAUGAGAUCAUGACCGUGACUGGCACUGGUAGUUAUUAUGUGUGAUUGCUCUACUUAAGGCUCAGCUUUCAAUGGUCAUUGGGGUUGGUCACUGAGAUCCCUCUUGAGAGAACAGGGGAAAAUGAAGGAAAAGCGAAGGGAGAGGCAUGGGGCCCAUUUCUUUCAGAGUCGGUGACCAUUGAAUGCUGAGCUUUAAUCUACUGUCCUCUCUGUCAAGAAGUAUGUUGUAAGCAUCUGUUCCGAGCAGACUGUUCGGUUGUCCGAUAAUAAACUUGAAGCACUUGUUCUCUCUCUAAAUCAAAGAGCUUUCGCGACGUGUAAAACAGCUAGAGGAGCAGUUGGAGGAUGCCAUGGCAACUGGAGGCGGAAGCGGCAGCUCAAAACAUGCAAACGCCACUAUACAACACCAAAGUACAACAUCGUCAUCGUCAACUCGCAAAUUUGGCGGUGGAGGUGCGACGAGAAUUUUGCAAAAACAAAAUUCGGGAUCUCGAACAAUAGGACAUGGGGGCCAGCAGCAACAACAUCAAUAUCAGAGCCAGUAUUCCACAGCGGCAGGGAAUUUAAGGGUAGGCCAAAGGUGCUUUGAUCCCGUUUGUUAGGGCUCUCCUAAGGGGGACGGCCAUAACAAACGGGAGAAACGGACACGAAAAACCUACCUCUAAGUAAUCAUAAUGACCAGCACAACAACCACCAGAACUACCAUCAUCAACAGCGUUCGCAUUUACUGCUUCAUCAUGACGACGAGGAGGAAACACGGACGGGCGGAGCUGGUGUUCAGUCGUUAUCGUCGUAUCACCAUGGUGUGAGUCAUAGUACAAGUAGCUACGAACAUAGGUAUCCGCAACCGCAGUUUGUGCGUGGAAAUAGCCCAAGAAGAGCUGGGUACCAUAAUUCGAGUUCAUCAACUUCAACUUCAACAGCAGCUGGUGGUCAUCACACUACUGGUAGCUCCGCUCCAACAGGUCCAGCACAGCAUCAACAUGGUACAACUACAGCAACAACCUCUUCGACUACCGUGUUUGCCCCGCCUCAACGAAGUCAGAGUCCGGCACGAAGAGUCGAACACCAACUAGUACAAGAGAAGUUGGAGGUGCAGAAGAUGCAACGAGAAAAAAUGGAUGCAGAACGAGCAUUGAGGGAUCAAAGACAAGCUACUGCGGAUGUGAAGAUUAAGGCUCGUUUUUCACUAUCCCGUACUACCCGUUUGAUACUUGUAGUUUCUUUUCCGUGUGGAAUGUGCUAACUGAGCGGCGUCCCCCCCGUCACUUUAAAGGGUAAAGCAAGGGGGACGCGGGGCAUCUCACUCACACUCAACCAGUGAUGGUGAAAAACUAGCGUUAAGAAAAAGGAAAUGACAGCCUUACGGAAAGCUUUAGAGGCAGAACGGCGAGAAAAAUUGCGGUACUUCUCAGAAGUAAAGAAAAUGAAAACAAAUCCUAACGUGAAACACCUUUCGAGCAACCAGCAGGGAGGCCAAUCUCAUCAUCAACAGCAUGCUGGUAUCGGACAACAUUAUCAGCAUGGUAGUGGUGCUGGAGCUUCUUCUUCUUCAACCGCAGUUGGAAACGAGCGAUCUAGUCAUUCCCAGUUACUGCACCAUGGUGCAUCUUCCACUAGUGGGACGAGUGCCCAUGGCGCAUCUUCCUCUGGUGGAGGCGGAGGAAGUCACGGCGUAGUACACGGGAAACAAGUAACGCCGAGAAAUCGGUCGAUAGAAGUGAUGAACUCGACGUCUACCUCAGGAGGAGGCGGAGGAGCGUAUGCCCCUGGAGGAGCGACGUCGUCAUCUAUGAUGCGAAGAAAUAGUGGUGCAGGUACAUCAGUGGGCCAUGCGGCCAUGGCCGCAUCUGCAGCAGGUCUUGAUCCCAAUUCUUCCUACCAACAACCACAUUUAGCAGAUGUUCUUGCUGCCCCUUCGCUGACACGAUUUGGCGCUCGAUCACCUACAACAACUACAAGCCAAGAAGGGUAUCCCCAACAGAAAAGAGUGUUGAUAAGAGGGAAAACUGCACGAUUACCAGGUAGAGGCGGACCAGGCAGCUUAACGAACGCUUAUAGAAGACCGGAGUCGCCUGCUCGAGGGACCAGUCCGCGGUUUGGACAUCCAACGGGGGUACUUGCAGUUUUUAUAAUUACACGAUGCAGAUCCAGAUUGAGCAAUUUAGUUGAUGUCAUUCUCAUUUCAGGAUGAAAUUUUUUAUGUCUGUACCAGAAGUAGCAGUAACUGUGAGUUCUCUUUCAGUGGAUGCUGAAGACGCAUUAGCAUGGCUGAAAAGUUGUACUACACAUAUCUCGUCACGGCGCCUCUUACUAUCAGGUAAAAAACGCGGCUUCCUCCGGCUCGGCUCCUGUGAUGUCGACGUACUACGCUACCCCAAAUAUGAACAGAUGACAUGACCACGCAAUCAGCGCCACUCUUCCCUCGUCCCAGCAGAUAUUUUCAUCUUUCACAUUGACGCGAACAUGAAAAAGAUGAAUGCUGUAGUUUUUACUACAACAUCGGUACUCCUGUAAGUAGAGGACUCGGUGGACUAGGAGCAAUCAACAUCAUAAAGUAGACGCAACGCGAGUCUGGCUGACAUGAAUCUUUUUUUGGAAAAAAUCAGAGGCAACAGGAGUGGAGCGAAAACCAGAUGAAGAAGCAAUUGCUGAUCC